Molecule: messenger RNA, 1498 nt
Organism: Leucoraja erinaceus (little skate)
Lineage: Eukaryota; Metazoa; Chordata; Chondrichthyes; Rajiformes; Rajidae
Product: dendritic cell-specific transmembrane protein-like
Exons: 2
Coding region: 1-1470 (489 amino acids)
Cellular component (GO): membrane
Source: RefSeq, a predicted model, not a curated record
AUGGUUAUUUUCAAGAUUGCUGCUCAGUUAUUCAGACACCUCGUUGACGUGUUUUCAUCGGAACGGAAACCUGGUUUGAGGAGAACUUUAUGCCUGAUCUUGCUUUGUCUUCUAUUGGGCACGGGAGCUAGUGGUAUUCUUUACAUUUGCUUGGAAAAAUUACAGUGCAAUCUGAUAGUAGCUCUGGCAUUGUGUGGAACCUUUUCUGUGGUCAUUCCUGGAGCUCUAUUUUUUUGCAAGUAUCUCAGAUGUUUCACACUCAUAUUCCUUUUCUCAAGUGGAAGCAAACAAGGUCGCAAUGCCCUGAUAGCAGCUGGCACCAGUAUAGUGCUCCUUAAUUGUGCCCAAAAUAUCUUUCACAAUUUAACGGAAAUAGUGAGGAGCUUACAUUGCUACUUGGUAGGCAUGCUAAUGUCUGUCCGUGAUCUUUUGUUAAAUUACACUGAAAUAAUCCAAUGGAUUUAUCAACAAUUCAAGAAGAUAGAGCCAGUCAAUUUACUUAGAUUCGACAAUGAUUUAAAGAUUUAUCACCACGUUGAUGAUCGUGAGGUAAAAAUGAAACUCAAUGGAACCAAAAUAAAUAUAGACAGGCUGGCUAAUAACAUCAUUUCAACAUUUGAAACUUUUUCGAUAGUUGUUAUAAAUACAAUGGCUGUCAUGGGUGUCCUGCUGAUUCUAUUAUUCACUUGGUUCUACAUCAGAAGAUUUUUAUCCAAUGUCAAUUUUGAAAACUUAUUUGUCACAAAUCAACUGCUGCAAUUUGAUGAAAGGCAGGCAGAACUGGGAAAAUCGCAUUUGCUCCAACUAACUAAGAAAGAGAAGAAAUAUUUCAUGAAAAUUCCAGCACUAAGUUUAUCAGAAAUGGAACUGAAAAGCAUGGCACGAUUCCUGGCUCCUAUCUUGAGUAAUCUGUGCAUUUGGAUUAUAGUCAUCAUGCUGGAUUAUGGAGUAUUUCUUAUUGCAGAUUCAUUAAGACAUCAUAUAGACCAUCUGCCCACAAUAAAUAUUACCAUGAGUGUGCAUUUUUCAGCUACAUCCCUGCACAUUUUAAUUAGGGCCAUUUUAUUUCUGGGUCAUCCUCUUUAUGUAUUAAAUUAUUAUCUCAUUGUUUUUAUUCAGAAAGAGGUCAAAAUCCUCACCUUUCAGAAUGAGAUGCUGGAGUCCAAUGAAAACUUCGUAUCAGCAAUUGAUUUGUCUAAGAGUGGCUGCAUCCUUCAACCAACACUAUCGAUAAACAAAUUAUUGAUCCCACUCAUCACACUAUUAGCCAUCUUAUUAUUAGUCACUUUACUUUCUGCAAAACUUACAAUUAUGAAAAUCAUGGUCUUAUCAUCAUUUUACAAGGAGACUGAGGAGGACCGUGUACGAUGUUUGCAUAAAAAAAUACUGCAGAAGAGGCGCUGGGCCAAAUUAUUCAAUACAGAGGAGGUACACAACACUACUGGUAAAAAGGUAAGGAGUUCAUUAUAAUGUAAAGCUAUAAAAAUAAUACCUGAAA